AGCGUGAUACGAAGGCGAACGGAUCGGCAUCAGUGUUUUUUUUUUCAGCGACAGUGUGUGUUUAUUGUGAAAGUGAAGUCGCUGCGUCUACGGAAAAAGAGACAUCUUCCCGUUUGCGUGCAAUACAAAAUGUUCAACAUUAGGAGAAACCCGUUGCGAAGAGUGACCAGCGCCGGUGGCGGACUGGUACUGGCGAGUGCGGUGGUUGUGCUAUUGUCUUGUGCACUCGAUACGGCCACCGGUCAACCGAUCGAUAUGAUCGACCAGCUCGGUUCGGAAAGCCGUCGAAUGUUCUACAAAAUGCUCGAGUAUCUCGGUGACUACGAUGAGCUGGACGAGGAUGGACCGCAGGACCGGGAAGAGAAGGGUGGUUCCCUACCACUGCAGACCAGCAAUCGGGUCGAGUCGGCCGGCCGGGACGAACAGUGUAAACUGCCACCGCGGCGUGGUGUCUGUCGUGCCCUGCUACCGCGCUACAGAUACGAUCCGGACCAGAAAGAGUGCAUCGAGUUCAAGUUUGGCGGAUGCGACGGCAACGCGAACAACUUCAUGUCCUACAAGCAGUGUAUGGAUGCCUGCAAGGGAGUGUAGAUCGUCUCCGGCUGCUGCUGCUGCUGCUACGGACAUCCGCAUUUCGCCAGGCGCAUGCCAGGGCCACAGUUGACGACAUCACUAGCAGCCAACAUAAGUGUCGUCCCCCACCAAGUGAUAUGUAGAGUUUAAGUUUAGCGUUCCAUUCUUGUGUUUUGCUGUUGUGCUUCUCAAGAACAGAAGUAUCGUAGUUCGAUAAGCCUUCCACUCGAAUCCUCGACGUCUUACCUUGUAUGCUAUUUAUUUUAAAAUUGCUCCACUCUUACAAACUCGUUGUAAUAAAGAAGCAUUUGAA
Messenger RNA from Anopheles aquasalis, 886 nucleotides. Its product is annotated as inter-alpha-trypsin inhibitor-like. Gene Ontology annotation, molecular function: serine-type endopeptidase inhibitor activity. NCBI's taxonomy places the organism in Eukaryota, Metazoa, Arthropoda, Insecta, Diptera, Culicidae. The record is from RefSeq and is a predicted model, not a curated record.